Linum trigynum is the source of this 1413-nucleotide messenger RNA. The record is from the annotation of a GenBank genome assembly. Lineage: Eukaryota; Viridiplantae; Streptophyta; Magnoliopsida; Malpighiales; Linaceae.
GGCCGCAGGCCCACGAUACCAAAUACCGCGUUAUUAUUCCCCACUUCACACCUUUUCUUCUCCCCCUCUCUGCCUCCAACGGACAAACAAACAACUCCUUUCUCCCCUCUUCUCUCUCCCUCUCUCUGUUUUCUGCUCUCUGCUUCCACUUUUCCCGGAGCGAGCCAAAAAUCCAAGCCGGAAAACAUGAUCGCCGCCGCUCUCUUGCUGCUACUCCUCUUCCUCGCCGGAAUCUUCAACCUCAAAGCUCACUUCCCUUCCAAGAAGCUCCGCGCCUGGAUCCAGUCCCUCUUCCUCCAGCUCAAAUCCGUCCCCCUUCCUCCUCCGCCACCGCCGCAGUCGAUCAACGAGGAGAAGCCUAAGGCUGAUCCGGUCAUGAAGGAGGCGAGAUCGGAGGAAAACGCGGACGAGGAGAUAACGAGCGUGUUCGCGACGUUCGACAAGAACGGCGACGGGUUCAUCACGAAGCAGGAGCUGAAGGAGUCGCUGAAGAACAUCCGGAUCUUCGUGACGGAGACGGAGGUGGAGGAGAUGGUGGUGAAGGUCGACUCCAAUGGCGACGGGCUGAUCGAUUUCGAGGAGUUCAAGAUCCUAUGCCGCAACAUGGCCGGCGCCGGAGGGGGAGAGGCGGAAGCGAGGGCGUCAGAUCUGGAGGCGGAGGAGAUCAACGGGGGAGUUGGAGGAGGAGGAGAUGAAUUGAGAGAGGCGUUCGAGGUAUUCGACAGGGAUAACGACGGGCUGAUCACGGUGGAGGAGCUGGGCUCGGUGCUGUCGUCGUUGGGGUUGAAGGAAGGGAAGCGGAUGGAGGCCUGCAAGGAGAUGAUUCGGAGAGUCGAUGUGGAUGGGGACGGGAUGGUGAAUUUCGAUGAGUUCAAGACGAUGAUGAGGAACGGCGGCGGUAAGCUUCUUCCGGUGUUCUGAUUCUGAUUGAUUGAUCGGCUUCUUUUGAUUUGAUUCGUUCUCUCGUCGUCGGCGGCGGUGGCGGAUUCUGUUUUUUUUUUCAAUUUCUUCGUGGGGGGAGACUAAAAAGUCUCGGAGAGCCGUUGUGAGGGGGAAGAAAUUGAAGGUCAAGAGGGAGGAGUUGGACUGUUGUGUGUUCUACAAGCUACAAAAUUAGGGAUGAGUAGAAUUACUAUAUGUUUGUUUUUUGUUCAUUUUAUUUUUAGAAGUUUUUUCAUGGAUGGAUGGAGAAAGUAGGAUUUGGUAGUGAAACUUAUUAGGAAAUGGAGUUUAGUGUUUUUGAUGUUUUUGCCUCAUUUCAUCUUCCUUCUUCUUCCUCCUCUUCAUAUUGUACAAAUAACAAAACUUGAUAACAAGGAUGUCUUUGUUUACGUUGGCGAUCUUGUCCAAUUAGAGUAUAACUGAAUUUGAUAUUGAAUCCGCCGUAAGAUAUAAGAAAUUAAAAGCAAGCCA